UUCUGAAUAGUCCCUACAAAAAUGUCAAUACCAAUACCAUCUUAUGGAUUUGGUGUUCUUCUUUUACUUUGUUGUUUUGGAGUAUCCCUUUCAACAAGUCAAAACAACGGAUUUAGUGUUGAACUCAUUCAUCGUGACUCUUCAAGAUCACCAUUGUACAAUCCCACAGAAACAAAAUUUCAAAGAAUUUCCAAUAGUGUGCAUCAUUCCAUCAAUAGGGCCAAAUAUGUUAACCAAAUGUUUUAUGCUUCUUCCCACACUAACACACUAGUAUCCAAUUUAACACCAUAUUUGGGUGUCGGUCACAUCAUGAGCUACUCGAUUGGUUCGCCACCAUUUCAAAUGUAUGGUUAUCUUGAUUUGCUAAUUGACAUGAUUUGGUUUCAAUGCAAACCAUGUAACCCCUGCCUUAACCUAACAUCACCCAUAUUUGAUCCUUCAAAAUCGUCAACCUACACAAAUAUUCCUUGCGAUCACUCCAAAUGUUAUUAUUUGCGUUAUGCCAAGUGCAUUUCCGACAAUUAUCUUAGUUCCGAUACGUUUACUCUGAACUCUACGACCGGCUCUCCUAUCUCAUUCCCUGGAAUUGUGAUAGGAUGCGAACAUAAAAAUGCCGGAGGUUUCCCAUUAGAGGGGAAAGUUUCUGGCAUGAUUGGCCUUGGAGGCGGACCUUUGUCUCUUACAUCACAAUUGGAUUAUUCAAUCGGUGGUAAAUUCUCGUAUUGUUUGGUGCCAUUUUUUUCCAACUCUAACACCUCAAGUACACUCAACUUUGGUGAUGCGGCCGUGGUUUCCGGUCCUCAAACCGUCUCAACACCCAUAAAACAAAUCGAUCCCAUUGCCGUAACUUUGCAAGCAUUUAGUGUGGGAAACAAAACAAUACUAUUAGAACAACCGGCAUUCGCGCCAAUUACAAGACGAAAUACAAUAAUUGAUAUAGGCACAUCAAUUACUGUUUUACCAAUGAAGGUUUAUUCAAAAUUAGAAUCAGCCGUAGUAGAUUUGAUUAAGUUACAACGUGUUAAUGAUCCUUCACAUGAUCAAUUAAAUCUUUGUUACCAAAGCACAAUAGAAGAGUUGGAGAUUCCAAUAAUCACUGCACAUUUUCUUGGUGCAUAUUUGCAAUUGAAACCUCUUAACACCUUUAUGCAAAUAGAUGACAAGGUUGUGUGCUUUGCAUUUACCUCUUAUGAAUAUUUUGGUGGAGCUGUAAUUUUUGGAAACAUAGCACAAAAUAACUUUUUGGUUGGCUAUGAUUUUCAAAAGAAAAUUGUUUCUUUUAAACCUGCAGAUUGCACCAACCAGUGA
Messenger RNA from Trifolium pratense (red clover), 1308 nucleotides. Its product is annotated as aspartic proteinase CDR1-like. The record is from RefSeq and is a predicted model, not a curated record. Gene Ontology annotation, cellular component: extracellular region. Bases 22 to 1308 code for a protein of 428 amino acids. NCBI's taxonomy places the organism in Eukaryota, Viridiplantae, Streptophyta, Magnoliopsida, Fabales, Fabaceae. The transcript is spliced from 2 exons.